Rotaria socialis is the source of this 1359-nucleotide messenger RNA. The record is from the annotation of a GenBank genome assembly. Lineage: Eukaryota; Metazoa; Rotifera; Eurotatoria; Philodinida; Philodinidae.
AUGAUUAUGUCGCCAACUGGUUCAAUAAUUCUCGUUUUAUCGUUUGCUGUACUACUCUCAUGUUUAUGCAAAAUAUUCUUUGCUAAAUUUCUUCGCCAAAAAAUUAAUAUUUCAUUUUAUAUCGUUGCUUUAUUCCUUGGUUUUCUUAUCGGUAUUAUUGCUACGCAAAUCAAAGGUGACUUUAAUGAAGAUGAUUUUCUUCGUGAUGGUACUUUACUAGGAUUAUUCUGUGGUUUUAUAUGUGUAUUUAUUUUAAAACGAAUUAAUAAUGAUUUGAAAAUCGAAAUUACAAUUACAUUUGGUAUAGCAUAUCUUGUGUUUUAUGUAGCAGAUGUUGAACUAGGUGUUUCAGCUGUUCUUUCUCUUAUCUCCAUGGGUUUAUACAUGUCUAAACAUAGGUAUUGUAGAAGUAAUGCUCAAUUGCCAUUAGCUGAAUCAUGGAAAAUCAUCGUAUUUGUUGUGAAUAUUCUUAUUUUUACGCUUAGUGGUCUUACUAUUGCACAUUCAUUUGUUGGCAUAGAGACGACUUUAACUAGUAGAGAUAUUGUCAUUGCUUUAGUACUUUAUCUAUUGAUUCAUGCAAGUAGAGCAUUAAUUGUUGGCGUCUUAUAUCCAGUGAUAACAUGGAGUGGAAUGCAUUUGAAUCGAAACGAAUGUGUGAUAUUUGCAUGGAGUGGUUUACGUGGUCGAACAGCGUUAGCUCUCGUUCUUUUAGUCUAUCUAGAUUCGAAAAUCCCUCGUGCAACUCGUGAGCGAUUUCUCUUUCAUAUUUCCAUGAUAGUAUUAUUAACAUUGAUUAUUAAUGGAAUUAGUAGCAAGUUUCUAGUGAAAAUGCUUGAUCUUCAUAGAGAGAAAUUACUGGAAGAAUUAGAUGAAGACAAUGAUACAAAUAUGCAUGAAAGAUUAUCUGUAUCUUCGAUAAAAACUCACAAUGAUAUUUCGCUGGAUUCCAUUUCAAGACAUUCGGAUCAAUCUGAAAGUCCAAAGCAUAGCGAUCUAACAUCUACAAAUAGUAUCUGUCAAUUGGAUCUAGAUACACUAUGGACUAAUCCAUGUAUAUUAGGACCAUUUAUUGAACCAAUACACAAUACUUAUUUGACGGCUGGAUGUUAUCGAACUAAUAUGCGAAAUGAAAUUAUCAAAAGAAUUCUAACAGCGAUGCCAGUUGAUUAUGAAAAACAAUGGUAUUUAGCAUUUCAUUCUGCUAAAUCACGUAUGGAAAAUUUGUUGCCUAAAUUUCCUGAUUUUGCAAAUAUCGAUAAUUAUAUUAUGAAUAAUGUACUUCGCGAAGCAAAAAUAUUACAAUUACGAGCAUCACUUGUUUUACAUGAUUUACAACAUUCGUAUAAAAAAUAUUGA